AUGGCAUCAGAUGCAAACCCCCCAGUCACCAUAGGCUCUGUUGCUGCCCUCAGGGGCCUGGAUGCUGGGCCUGACAGCAGCUUAUUUCAGGAGAAAGCCAAGGCUCAGAAGAUCCAGCCUGUGGAGCCACAUCUCAAAGACCUUAUGAAACCCCAAGAGCUUCUCAUCUUCAAGCACCCUGCUGCCAUGAGUCUUGGCAUCCAGGCAGCUGCUGGGGAUAGAGAUUACCUCUUGGAUACGAGUUCUGCAGUUGACCAGAGCAACUGUGGUAAAAUCCCCAACCGGGACAGUGGUAUAGAGAGCCCAUCCUGCAGUGUGUCGAGUGAAAACUUUCCCUGUGAGGAAGGCAGGGAGGCCAGCCAAGACUCUACCAGGUUGGGGCUUCACCCAGAGACAGAUAUAAAGGAUGCUCUACUGGACACCUCCAGUGACAUGGGUGAUGGCACCAAAGAGAGAGCUAACCCAGGGACUAUCCUCCAGACAUAUGAUGUGGAGCUAGGAGCAGCCAAGUUCCCCCAACCGCAGCAGCUGUUCAACAUUGCCCAAGAGCUCCUGCACACAGAAGAGGCUUAUGUGAAGCGAUUGCACCUGCUGGACCAGGUCUUCUACACCAGGCUAGCUGAAGCAGGGAUCCCUGCAGAGGUUACUACAGGUAUCUUCUCAAACAUCUCCUCCAUCUACUGCUUCCAUGGACAGUUCCUCUUGCCAGAGCUACAAGCACGGAUUGCCGAGGAGUGGGAUGUGAAUCCUCGGCUUGGGGACAUUCUGCAGAAACUGGCCCUGUUCCUCAAGAUGUACGGGGAGUAUGUCAAGAACUUUGACAGGGCUGUUGAGCUGGUGGGCACGUGGACCCAGCGAUCGAUGCUGUUCAAAGAUGUUGUCCAUGGCAUCCAG
Molecule: messenger RNA, 894 nt
Organism: Elephantulus edwardii (Cape elephant shrew)
Lineage: Eukaryota; Metazoa; Chordata; Mammalia; Macroscelidea; Macroscelididae
Product: FYVE, RhoGEF and PH domain-containing protein 3-like
Exons: 4
Biological process (GO): filopodium assembly; cytoskeleton organization
Cellular component (GO): cytoplasm
Molecular function (GO): guanyl-nucleotide exchange factor activity
Source: RefSeq, a predicted model, not a curated record